Molecule: messenger RNA, 1518 nt
Organism: Daldinia decipiens
Lineage: Eukaryota; Fungi; Ascomycota; Sordariomycetes; Xylariales; Hypoxylaceae
Exons: 4
Coding region: 1-1518 (505 amino acids)
Source: RefSeq, a predicted model, not a curated record
AUGUAUCGAACGGUAACAUUCUGGGAGCCAACAAUCGCGGGAUACCAACGGGCUCCUAUCCCAUCUUUCAUUCGUUCCGUCUUGUCCUCUCCCGUGCGAGCUUCUAUGGUCACAUUAUUUGCCGUUACCAGCUUUGCUUGCGCCAAGGACCCCAAGGUCGUUGACUUCAACACUUUCAUAAACGGUUUAAGAGAGGCUGUUCCUGACAAGUCGAUACUAGAGUUAUGGGAGAAACACCUCUUUAACUACACAGAGUUGCUAGAUGAUCGUCUGCUCCCAGGCUGCGUAGCUUUUCUCGCAGUGCUAUGCCUUCCACGUCUCAAGAUAAUAUUCUUCAGCGAUCACUUCUCGAACUCACAAUGGGACUUACUAAGAGAUAUCUUGGAAGAAAAUAGGAAUCGAGGGGAUGAAACCCUAGUACAUAGUGUUUGGCCUAUGCUAGACUCAGUCAUUAUUGUCACGAGGUGGGACCAAACAUUAUACACUCUAAACAUGGUCUUUGUUCCAUAUGUUUUGUCUAGAACCCUGACAAUUAUACACGACAUGCAUCAUAAUUAUUACACCAGCGAUUACAAUGUGCCGCUGGCGAUGUUCGCUCUGCUGCCGGGAGUAAACCGGCUCCAGGCUUCCUGGCAAGUUGAUCCCGAGGUGGUAAAGCAACCCUCGUGUCUUACGCUACUUCCACUACAUAGCACUGAGCUUGAAGAACUUAUACUACAGCCUAUGUGUAACAUCCAUUCUUCCCGCUUAGAUAUAUUGCUGCGAGUACCCAAGAACCUUAGGAUCUUUAAAUUCCAAGCCAGAGCAUUGGCCGUUGACGAUGCUCCCUUCGAAUUGAAAUGGCUAGACCGCUUCGUUUGUCACCAGUCCCACUCUCUGGAACACAUCUCGCUUACGCAUAAGUGGUAUGAAGAAGACCUCAGUCUCACCAGCGAAAUCCAAAUCGAACCCAUGUCCUUUUCCAAUUUCGUCAUCUUGAAGACGAUAGAAAUUUCACCAGCAUUCGUCUUCGGUAGCCACGUGCUCCAACUGGAAAGAAGAAGGUUCCUCCGUUCGGUUAAAGUUCCCGAUCCUUCAACUUUAAGUAUCGAGUCUACAAAGUCAUACAUCAUGGAGAUGCUCUCCAAGUCGAUAGAAAUCUCACGCUUUGCGCAGUGUUACGAAUUUUGGGAUGCUAGGCGACUUGAUCGCGCCUUGGUAGAACUCCUCCGAUACCGAGAUGAGCGCUUUCCUAAUCUCAAUACUAUCGAAAUUCACAUUAUACAUUCUUUAAAAGCGACCUGGAGAUUUGGUCUACCCUGGACCACCGUUGAAGCACUGUCGAGAGGUGUAAGCUUAAAAUGCUUCAGAGGAGGGAGGCUCGGGUUGGAGCAUAUUGGAGGUGAAGACCUUGGGAAAAUUUAUCCCCGGCAAUACGAGGGGGAUGAUGGGGUUUACCAAGCAAAGGAACUAGAUGAUUCUGAUUUUCAAGAACGAGAAGAGGAAGAUGACGGCGAUGAUGAUAGUGAAGGCGAUUGA